AUUCCAUUGCAUGUCCGCAAUUCCUCCAUUCCUGACGGAGCAACCACCGACAUCAUCACCACCACCAUCACUAAUAAGAAACACCGACACGGAACACCAACGGGACCCUGGCCAGCAAACGACAGACAACCCUCUCCUCCUCCUCCUCCUCCUCCGGCGCGGCUCCGGUUACGGUUCCGCAUCCAGACAGGAUUGAGACGAACCUACGAAUACACCCCGCUGGCGCGACGAUAAGGUUGGACGGGGUGCCUUGCGAUGCAUGCCCCGGAUUUGCUUCUGACUGACUGACUGCUGCUGCUGACUAGCCGCACGUCGCAACGCUUGCUACUCCCCUCCAAUAUCCAAUGUAUCUGAAUCGUCGAUUCGACAUCUGAGACGUCCAAUGCCAAUGCCAAUGCCUAUACCUAUACCUAUACCUAUCUGGGGGCGCACGCAAUGCGACGCGGACACGGAAUCUUACACAUGCACUCACGCACACCACCACUAUAAUUACAUUUCCGUCUUGAAGGCGGUGACGGGCACAUUGCCGUCUAGACCGCCCUUCUUCCUUCGGGACGCCGGGCAACCCUACAGGCCGGCUUACAUGACUUACCGCCUGCUUCCUUGCCCAGAGUCAGCACGCAACGGCCACUUUCUAUUCGUGCCUUUACUGCCCUGCCUAGCCAUACGUAGCAUUACCGUAUCGCAAGUGUUACGCUGACUGACCGGGUUUGGACCGGACUGGCCCCAACCCGCCAUCGCCAGUGCGCCCAACCCCGCCGUGUUGACUUCCCCGGCUUCUGACUCAGACUGGAGGUGGCGCGCCCGGAUCCCAUUUAGGUACAGUCAUCAGCUAUUGACGACAGCGCGCGGUACGGUACGGUACGGUCACCACUAAAUUCGCAGCCGUCUUUGUACAUUCCCCGGAUCACCACGAGCCGUGCUGCGCAGGCGAACUUGGCUAACACGCCAGCCCGCCAGCCCGCCAGCCCCGGGAAAGACGGGAACAGGUCACUCAAAUCAAUAAUCAAUCCUUUUUUUUUUGUCUGACU
Molecule: messenger RNA, 1031 nt
Organism: Colletotrichum navitas
Lineage: Eukaryota; Fungi; Ascomycota; Sordariomycetes; Glomerellales; Glomerellaceae
Exons: 1
Coding region: 383-700 (105 amino acids)
Source: RefSeq, a predicted model, not a curated record